This is a messenger RNA of Haliotis rubra (blacklip abalone), 482 nucleotides long. RefSeq lists its product as uncharacterized. The record is from RefSeq and is a predicted model, not a curated record. Lineage: Eukaryota; Metazoa; Mollusca; Gastropoda; Lepetellida; Haliotidae. Bases 60 to 482 code for a protein of 140 amino acids. The transcript is spliced from 5 exons.
ACUUCAGAAUGUACCGGAUGAUGCCAUUGACCCAACACACUUCAACGUAGAAGUCGGUCAUGGGUACACAACACAGAAGGACACUACCAGCUGUGGGGUUUACGUGUGCAUACGAAGGAUGUGCGGAAAAGGCGACAGCGAGAAGAACAGCUUUGCCGGUUCCCGUAGUGGACAUGACUGAGUUCGGUGAUCAGCAGGUGACUAUACUUGCUGAUGAUCUGGAGGAGCUGAAGACUGUGGAGCGAUCUCAAUUCCGGAACGUGGUGGAAAAAGUAAUUGAAGAAGAUGUUCCACGGUUGUACAAUUAUCCGACAGAAACAACAUCAGAAGUACCGAAUGAGUAUGAGCGGCAUCUGCUCUUCUUUAAAGGAAAGAAACUUGAGAGGAGCAGAGCAAUGUCCCACCUCAACGCCGAUGGGUAUGCCAUACUUAUGCAGGCGAUGGAAUCGAAAUUAGUGAUCAGGACAAGAGGUCCAAGGUAA